Carica papaya (papaya) is the source of this 1908-nucleotide messenger RNA. RefSeq names its product metal transporter Nramp6.1-like. Gene Ontology annotation, biological process: iron ion transmembrane transport; manganese ion transport. Gene Ontology annotation, cellular component: plasma membrane. The record is from RefSeq and is a predicted model, not a curated record. Gene Ontology annotation, molecular function: manganese ion transmembrane transporter activity; cadmium ion transmembrane transporter activity. NCBI's taxonomy places the organism in Eukaryota, Viridiplantae, Streptophyta, Magnoliopsida, Brassicales, Caricaceae.
AUUUCCAGAGGCAUAGAUUUGUGAGUGGUGGCGAUAGGCUUUGUUUUGGACCUUCACUUUAAGAGUGGUUUGAGAUCAGAUGGGUAGCCUGGAGCCGCAACAAGAAGAGAAUAAAUGGAGCCAGGGAGUUUCAUUACAAGUAUCAACUACUUCUACCACUGAAGAUCACAAAAAACUCAAUAUUAACAAUGAAAAAUUUUCUCAUCGUCGUCAUCACCCUGCAGAUCUCCAGGUUAGCGGAUGGAAGAAGUUUCUUUCAUUUGUAGGCCCUGGCUUUCUCGUGUCCUUGGCUUAUCUGGAUCCUGGAAAUUUGGAAACUGAUCUUCAAGCAGGAGCCAAUCAUCGCUACGAGCUGUUAUGGGUGGUGCUCGUUGGCUUGGUGUUUGCUCUCAUAAUUCAAUCUCUGGCUGCUAAUCUUGGAGUAACCACUGGCAAACAUUUGUCAGAAAUAUGCAAGUUUGAGUACCCAAUACAUGUCAAGUACUGUAUAUGGUUACUAGCAGAAAUUGCAGUCAUAGCUGCUGAUAUACCCGAAGUAAUUGGAACAGCCUUCGCUUUGAAUAUUUUGUUUGGCAUCCCAGUAUGGUCUGGAGUCCUAUUAACCGGUUUAAGCACCCUUUUGUUUCUUGGUUUGCAAAGAUACGGGGUGAGGAAGCUGGAAAUGUUGAUAGCUGUAAUGGUAUUCAUAAUGGCUGGAUGCUUCUUUGGAGAAUUGAGUUAUAUAAAACCUCCUGCAGACCAAGUGCUCAAGGGAAUGUUUGUACCAAAACUCAGUGGUCAUGGAGCCACAGCUGAUGCCAUUGCCUUAUUUGGUGCCCUUGUCAUGCCGCACAAUUUGUUCCUGCAUUCAGCUCUUGUGCUCUCUAGGAAAGUUCCUAAUUCUGUUCGUGACAUCAAUAGUGCCUGUCGAUAUUUCUUGAUCGAAAGCGGGUUUGCAUUGUUCAUAGCAUUUCUAAUCAACGUAGCAGUUGUAUCAGUUUCUGGAACUGUUUGCUCGGAAUCUGAUCUCUCACAAGAAAACAUUCAACGUUGCAAUGAUCUUACUCUUAACUCUGCUUCUUUUCUUCUUCAGAAUGUAUUGGGGAAAUCUAGUUCCACCAUAUAUGCCAUAGCACUUCUAGCCUCUGGUCAAAGUUCCACCAUAACAGGCACUUAUGCAGGACAGUAUAUUAUGCAGGGUUUUUUGGACCUAAAGAUGAAAACGUGGUUGAGGAAUCUAAUGACAAGGUGCAUCGCAAUUAUACCCAGUCUUAUCGUAUCCAUUAUUGGCGGAUCUCAAGGAUCUGGCAGGCUCAUCAUCAUUUCAUCGAUGAUUCUUUCCUUCGAACUUCCCUUUGCUCUCAUUCCACUUCUUAAAUUCAGUAGCAGUUCCACCAAGAUGGGACCUCACAAGAACUCAAUUUAUAUAAUCGUAAUCUCAUGGAUUCUAGGGUUGGGACUGAUCGGCAUCAACGUUUAUUUCUUAAGCACGAGAUUGGUAGAUUGGAUAAUCCACAAUCAUCUUCCAAAAGUUGCAAACGUGUUUAUAGGGUUGGCAGUAUUUCCCCUUAUGUUGGUCUAUGUGCUGUCAAUUAUCUAUCUAACAUUCCGUAAGGACAGGGUUGUCACGUUCGUUGAACCACUGCCUCAAGAUAACAUGGAAACUGGCCUUGCCAAUUCUACUACUCACCCUUUUCAAUCGCCUUCUGUGCCUGGCAAACACGAUGUAAUUUAGUCAGUGUUCCGUUGCUUAUAAAUUAUAAAUAAGAGUUUGACGAGAGUUAUAUAUGUACGUAUAUGGAUAUUAGAAUUGAAGAGAAAUUAUAUAUUAGGCUUUACUAUAAUGUUGUAAUGUUGGUUUUUUAGUUACCCAACCUACCGUAACAUCUUACAAUCAGUGUUAACACAGAUUGUAGUCUCAUGUGAUAA